Anopheles coluzzii is the source of this 5223-nucleotide messenger RNA. RefSeq names its product odorant receptor 13a-like. The transcript has 4 exons. The coding region runs from base 360 to 1523 and encodes 387 amino acids. Gene Ontology annotation, molecular function: olfactory receptor activity; odorant binding. Gene Ontology annotation, biological process: sensory perception of smell; detection of chemical stimulus involved in sensory perception of smell. NCBI's taxonomy places the organism in Eukaryota, Metazoa, Arthropoda, Insecta, Diptera, Culicidae. Gene Ontology annotation, cellular component: plasma membrane. The record is from RefSeq and is a predicted model, not a curated record.
AUAAAUCUUUCAUUUAAAUAGGUUUCAAGGUAAUGUUAUAGUAAAGCAUCCUUUAUUGUGUAAUACUCCACACACCUGUAUAAUCAUGCCAAUUAAAACUCAAAGGCAAUAAAUAUGAAUGAAUGUUUUAUGAUAGUACUAGCCUUAAUUAGUACGAUGUACCGAUUUUGCAUUUCUAGAAUUCGAAACGAACUUCCUUAAUUGAACCAAGCAAUCACACUUAUGCAAUAAGCGAAUCCGUUUGAACCUCCGUCUCGGUAGUAAUUGGAACGGGUCGGUUUAAAAUUCUUUGGCUUUCCCUCGGCCCAAGCCAGUACUCGAUCACCAUUGCAGCGAGAAACAUCUCAAGUGCCUGAAAAAUGGAAACCCAUAUCGGAAAGCAACAUUCGCUGGAACGCUUCCAAGCGAUGGUAGCUUGGCAAAACCGUGUACUGGCCCUGUUCGGAUGCUACAUGUAUCUCGGCAAAGAGCGAGUGUCUUACCGCAUCGUGCCGAUCUGCUUUAUGGCCUGCUCCUUCGUCUUGCUGUCGCUGUACAGUGCGGUCCAAGCCAGGGGCAAUAUGGGUCAGGCUGUGCUGAGCAUUGUGGUCCUCUUCUAUGGCAUCAUCGGUGUGACACGGUUGGCGGUAGCGAUCAGCAAUCCGGCCGGUUGCUACCGCUCGAUUCAGAUCGCCGAGGAGAUGUACCAACGUGCCAACGGAUCGAAUCCGGCGGAAUGCAAUGUUCUUGCGAAGUACACCGACCUGUUCUGCAAAAGUGUGCAACUGUACACCGUCUGCUUUGUGCUGAGCGUGGUAGUGCUUACGCUGAUGCCCUUUGCACUAUAUCUACUGCGUGGCGAGCGUUACUUGCCGCUAGGGAUCGUGCUACCCUUUACUGCUGAAACGGAUGAUUUCGGGUUUUGGUGCACACUCGUCGUGCAGCUGGCGUACAUGUACACAGGUCCUUUUGGGCUGAUUCCGUCCCAGAACAUAUACUUUGCGUUUGUGUUUAACAUUUGCCUGCAGUACGAGCUGCUGAUUGAGCGGUUGAAGCAGUUGGAUGAAAGGAUUCGAAGCUCCAACAACCUGAAGCUGACCGUGCGCGAUCAGUUGGUGAAGAUCAUUCAGCUUCAGCAAGAGUCUACAAACUACAUUACACACAUUGAGCGCUUUUAUCAGCUGCAAUCGUUCGUGGAGUUUCUGUGCAACUCGCUGCAGGUUGCGCUGACGUUGAACGAACUGCAUCGUAACUUUUGGUUGCCAGGAUUGUUCAUACUACCGAUUGCAGUGAUGCAGAUGCUUAUCCUAUGCUCCUUGGGGACGCUGAUUGAGCUGAAAAGCGAUCAGUUCAAGGAUCAGCUGUACGAUAUAGCCUGGCCCGAGAUGGACCUACCGGAACAGGGCAUGUUCAAGUACGUGCUGAAAAGUGCGCAGCAACCUAAACAACUGACGUGUGGUCGGUUCGCCGUUAUCAAUAUGAACCUGUUUCUGGCGAUUCACAAAAAGAUUUACUCAUUCUUUAUGAUGCUGCAAAACAUGUAGGACAGGCGGACAAGAUGUCGUAGUUUCACUAGUAGAACGAGAUUUUUGCCAGUAAUAAAGCAACACCGGAAUGUACAGAACUGUUGAUGCGUAAACUUCCCUCUACACAAGUCACCGAAAUCAGUUUGAUGUGCAAGUUAUGCGACAGCUCUGUAGUUCCACGGUCCCGUUCCUUCGUUGUACUUCGCAUAGAUUGUUUUCGGUGUUAUCAAUUCAAUGUACAAAAAAUGGGGAAAAACAAACUUCUCGCCCAUUUCGAGCUGAUUGGAAUUUUGAUCCUGCUGCUCGUGCUGGUUCUCGGUGUUUCCCCUUAGCAUCUGGCUGUUAAAUCCUUCAUUUGAUGGCAUUUUUUUUUGUUUCUGUUGUUUUCUUUUUGAUUUUGCGUGAACCACUCACAAACUCUCAGAUUCGAUUGCAUUUCACUGCGACCAUACCAGCCCAAACCGAGACAUGAUGAUGGUAUGCGCUCGCAUGUACGCCCAGAGCUCGGUCCCGGCUGAUACAUAAACUAACACAACGCAUGGUGGAGCGAUGCGUGCGCUGGAAGGGCGGGUAUCUGUGCUCCCCCUUGCCCGUCUCACGUGUGCCGAGCAUUUUUCACCAUCCCCUCCCAUCGGAGGAAAUCGCAUUCGCGCAUUCCAUAGUGCGUAAUAUACCGACCACGGCUUCACGGUUCCAAUGUUCCAUGAUAUGCAUCUUGGUUGUGGUGCCACCGGGCUGCCAUUCGCUUGCUCUACAGCCAGCCCACACGCGCGCGCGUUGGAUGAUGCGUUCGAACAGAGUGCACUUCCUGCUGCCACAUGAUAUAAGCAUCGACGGUGGUACGGUGUGUACGGUCCGCGUCGUUCGAUCCGCGCUCUUAUUGGUGCAAUUUCAUCAGCCUGCGACGGCACACUGUGGGCGAAAUGUUUCUCGAGCACAACCCAGCCCUGGCCCAGCGCUCAAACGAGGCAAAGGACACUGCCACAACCGCCUCGAAACCACGGCUCGCUGUGCGCCGUCCUCCAUCGCUCCAUAGCGGCUGGUGGAUGAAGCAGGUCAGGCAGGCAACGAGAGAAGAGAGUGUGCUACAACGGCAACGGGAUCACAUGCGUCGUGUGUACACGGUGGAUGGAGGUUAGAGGUUAGAGCAGCAUAAAAUACGAACUCUAUCAUCGGGCGAACCGAACGGGCAGGGGAAAAGGCAAUAGAUGGCGAAUCCAUCCUUCCCCUCGUGCGUCGGUAUCCAUCCGUUUGAAUCUUCAGCCUUUAUGCUACUGACGAUAGCGCGAGGACGAUGGGCUCGAAACGCAUCUAGCCGCACAUCUGUGCGAGCCUCACAGAAUCUCUUUCCCUGUGCGUGUCCGUGAUCUCGCCAUUGGUGUGUAGCCCAUUGCCCAUUGUACACGAGGGAGCGUGGGAGCACCAUCAACAACAGGCAACAAAAAAACACCCUGGAUUAGGGAACCAGGGCCGGGCCUCAUGUUAAGCGGGGGUACGCAACAAAAACAGGAAAGGACUUGAAGCCUACGGAAGAACGUGAAGCAUCGUGUCUCUUUCCAUCUCGUUUUGUGCGAACAUUGCGAAUGCGAAAUGGCAGGCCCUGCGUGGAGAUUGAAAUGGUAAAUGAAAUGAAAAUUUGGUACUUGGUUCCCUGGGACCGGAGCUCGGGUGUGAUGGAAUGGGGGGAAAGCUUUUUUCCCAACUAUCCUGUGCCGUCCCGCGCUGCAGUCGUUUGUGAAAAUAUGAGUUUUCUAGAAAGCGCUACACCGAGCGCUCGCCAGCCCUUCCGCUUUUUUGUACCAUGUCACGGAAAACCGGAAGGAUUGUCUGUUUGUUGAUGUUGCUGUUCGUCUGAUGUGUGCUUGGGUGGUGGUGUAGAUGGUGGAGAGCCGUACUGUCAUUUGGUUUUUUGUCCUGGUCCAUCGUUCAAAACGCAGACCGGGGUGAGGGAGCACUGUGGGCUGUGAAACGAUAUGCCACCGAUGCAUCGGAAUUUUCUCCACUCUAUCUGCGAAUCCACAGGAUCUGUAGAGGCUCUGGGGUUGGACGGGUGGGUGUGUUCGUGGCUCUUCCUGUUCAUGAAGUCGUGGAAUACGUUUUCGUUGGGCGCGCGAGAAUCGAUUGCGAACGUGUGAGGGACAUGUAGGGGAAAGAGUGAAGGAAAGGCACUUUUGUGUGUAUGCGCGUGUGUGUGUGUAUGUGAGUUUCACAUAGCACGCACUAACACACACACACAGACCUUCCUCUCGCGUAUCUUCUGUGCGCCAGUGCGCAUCACGAGGAGGGAGCGCGGGUUCGUUAGAGCGAAACCGUUUCUCGUCGUUCGGUAAAGGUUUGGGAACCCUGGGAAAACAUUUCCCGCAAUAUCACCAACGGGGUUGGUUUCUCUCUUUUUUUUCUGUGUGUGUGUACAAAGAUAGCGCAUCGGAGCACCAGUUAGGGUGUGUGUGUCGUACGCACUUUUCCCCCGCUUGGUGUGCCCUGAGUGCUAAGUGAUAGGAGCAAAAGGUCGGGUCGCCAGAUUACGGAUUGAACAAAUUCCAUAACGUUGGCCAAAGGAUUCGUUUACGUCCGGGGGAGGAGGAGAGUUGGGAAGCGGGACGAUCUUCCACCGUGUAGUGGGUGGGGAGGGGGCUCAAUGGCCACAACGCAAACCAUGUGCACAACGAGAACCACCGGACCGGGUUCGUUGGCGUAACAACAACACGUUUGAAUUGCAGUUGUGGAGCUGGCUGGCAAAGGGAAGGGAGAGCACAACUGCACACGGAAGGAUCGGGCGUUAGUCUGCGGAUGCUGCUGGUUAGCUGUAGGAGGGAAGGAGGAAGGAUACGUUUGUUUCUGCAGAGGGAGAUUUUUGUUUUGCGUGAAAAUCCUGACGGUGUGGUUCGUCGUUCGUCGCCGUGCGGUUUUCCUUUUGUUUCCCUACCCUUCUAGUAUACGUGUGGGAAAAGGGUUUGUGUGGGUGUGUAUGGAUGAACAGGAUUCUCGCAUGGUAGUGGCAUGCUCAGUGUUGCGUAUUUAUACAGUAUUAAUUAUAAAUUUAUCGCUGCAAUCCGAUCUCUCUUGGGCGACCCUCUUUGCAUUUGCCAAAUAAAGUCGACGCUGCGGGAAGGGGUACCACCGUAGAAAGGAAAGAUGUUGAUUGCAGGGCGCACCUUUAGUAUCGCGCUCUGUAUUCAGAGAAUUUUUGUGCUGCUCCUUGUAUUAGAUUUUAAUGCAUUAGAUUAAUUUUGUUGUGUAUUAAAUGAAAACAGAUUGGACCGUUACUCCUGAAUAAAAAAAAAUGAAAACAGGGCUGUACAGGCAUUCCCCGAUAUACGACAUACUCGAUAUACGUGAUUUUCUUUAUUUGACAGUUCUUUGAGCAAAUUAUACUGAUUUGACACAUCAAAUGUCAAAUACAAAACAAUUUCCCUUUUGGUGGACUUUUAACAUCCAUUUUACAAGAUACAUAACUGUAACCUUUAGUUGAAAUCAGAUGAAAUAACUAAUAUAGUGGCUAAAACCUACCACUUCAAGCUAAAUUAUCGAAAAUUAGCUAUAAUUUGACUGAAAACCUCGAAAUUCGACUUGCGCUAAUAUUCGAGAUACGUUAUCGCCUGCGGUCCGCAUUAAUAGCGUAUAUCGGGGAAUACCUGUACUAUCAUUUGCAUUAUUAAAUAUUACACAUUACAAAGAAAAACAAGGCUUGUAUUGCGUAUUCUAUAAUCACAUCCUU